CCUCAACUUGAACAUCAAUGCUGUCUCUCUUUGUUCCCCGGACUUUUCAACCCAUCUGCUAAUACUUCGACUUCUAGUUCUGGCCGUGUGAAGAAGAUCUCGACGAGAUCACAGCUACACGGCCUAGACCAAGUGCCCAGCAAGGCUCAACUUGAUCGGAGAUUCACUUGAGGAACACACAUUGAACACCACUCAGAAAUACUGUGCUUUGAAGCCGAAUCUGCGAGGAGACUGAGCAAGACAUCUUCCACGAACGAGACGCAGCCGCCAGAAAAAGCAACAGGGAGACAGUUCGACUCAGUAUUCCACCUGCUUUAUUGACUCCCUCGCCACCAAGGAGGACCGGGAAAGUCAAGCGAGUCAGGACCACCCGACUGUCUGUCGGCGGUGUCAUCUCUGGAAUCCUAAUAAAUGCCACUCGACUGAGGUACAUUUUCAAAUCGAGUUUCACUCAGGCCUUGGGGGGGCGCGACGGAAGCGAUAAACCGCCCCGGCAGCAACGAAGAUGGCAACAAUGGCGUCGUCCACCGGCACCGGCACCGGCACCACCACCACCACCUCGGUCAAUUCGACACGCAUCAUACCGGCAUCCACGCGGCCCACACACUCAAGCACAGGAUCACUGCUCCCAGCUCUCCUAUGCCUCCACGGCGCCGGGUCGAACGCAACCGUAUCCAAGAUCCAAAUGCGCCGACUGAUAUGGACGCUAGAGAAACAAUUCCGCUUCGUGUUUGCCGAGGCACCUACGGAAGGCGAUCCCGGAUUCGGCAUGUUGCCCGUAUUCGAGUCGUGCGCGCCCUUCUACCGCUGGGUCAGUCGGCGGUUCACGCUGGGCGAGAGCGACGUGGAACCCACGCCCGCACACGAGGUGGCGGCCAUUGACGACGCGCUUCGAAAAGUCAUGGACGCCAAUGGCGGCGUCGAGUCGUUUAAGGGUGUCAUCGGGUUCAGCCAGGGCGCUAGAGUGGCGGCGGGUUUGUUGUUGAGACAGAAGAAGAACGAACAGCAGCAACAGCACCAGCAACAGCAGGGACCACGUUCAGGGUUGUUAGAUACAAAUUUUGCUUUUGGCGUCUUUCUAGGCGGUCCAUACCCGCCCAUCACGCUCGCGGAACACGCCGACCCUAAAGACUAUGACUUGCUCAAGACGAUUCCGACCGUCCAUGCUUGGGGCCGCGACGACCAGUUUAAAAAGGGUUGUGUGGAGCUGGCCAAAGCGUGCGAGAGCGAUCAUUGCUUCACGAUGGAAUAUGAGGGCGGUCACCACUUUCCUCUCAAGGAUGUCGAGGCUAAGGAUCUGUGCGAUCUGAUCAUGGCCGCGUGGUAUGCUGGUGGAGGCCAGUUUGGCGUCGCCGCGGACGAGAGAUACUAACGGGCCACACGAUGGGCGAUACACAUUUUUUGGCGGUGGGAAGGAGAUGCGGCGGGCAUAAAAGUAGGUAGCUUCGAGCGAGGGAUGCGAGGAUGAACGGUCAAGGUGCCCAAAGGAGCAUGAUGUCUCGACGAGUUCGGUUGCGGUGAAUGACCGAUACCCGAUACCGGAUUGGAUCUAUCGAUCCUCCCUCUGUUUCGGACGACUUGUUCCGGUCCAAACCUACUGAUGGGCCGCGCUUUGGUUUCGACCGAUCAAACAAGAUACAAACCUCCCUCGUAAUAGUCAGUACUGUCCUACAUUAACUGUCGACCCGGCAGGCCGACAGACAAACCAAUCGGCAGAUCGACUGGCUACAAACUCAUAGAUAGACUGUUGGCCCGAGCCUUCACGAAUGGAGUCAGACAUAGAGAUAUAUUAGUACCCGGAAAGAGGACAGCCUGCUCAAAAGAGAAAACGGAAACGAAAAUAGAUGAGACAAUAAAAAAAGAAGCAACCAAGGAAGUCAACUUCACCUGGAUCUUGUUAGAUCAAGCUUGUUGUAUUAUCAUCAUCGUCAUUGCCAAUGCCGACCCCAGCACACAGCAACUAUACAAUAUGUAAAACCCC
Messenger RNA from Exophiala dermatitidis NIH/UT8656, 1981 nucleotides. RefSeq lists its product as uncharacterized. Gene Ontology annotation, biological process: secondary metabolite biosynthetic process. The record is from RefSeq and is a predicted model, not a curated record. The transcript has a single exon. Gene Ontology annotation, cellular component: nucleus; cytoplasm. The coding region runs from base 506 to 1372 and encodes 288 amino acids. NCBI's taxonomy places the organism in Eukaryota, Fungi, Ascomycota, Eurotiomycetes, Chaetothyriales, Herpotrichiellaceae.